Molecule: messenger RNA, 2571 nt
Organism: Diversispora eburnea
Lineage: Eukaryota; Fungi; Glomeromycota; Glomeromycetes; Diversisporales; Diversisporaceae
Source: the annotation of a GenBank genome assembly
AUGGAUCAUUCACGAGACGAAAGUCGAGGAAGUCGUAGAAGUGAUGGUAGCUUAUUUGUUCUUAGUGGAAGUAAAAAAAAAUAUAGAGAUGACGAACGUCGACACGAUAGAAGACGAGAACAUAUUAGAGGAUAUGGGGAAGUUUAUGAACAGCAUGUAGAAGAUAGUCCUGAAAAAAGGUUGACUACGCUUUUAAUUAUAUUGGGUGAUAAGAUGACUCCCACAGAAAUAAAUAAAAAUAUAGACAAGGUAGCAAACGUUAUUCUCUCGGACUUUAUGGAAUUACCAAUGAAAUCAUUUAUUUAUGGAACUCUUGUCGGUCUGGUGAAUAUCAAAAGAUCAGAUAUUGGUGCUGCUGUAGUAAAGACGACUUCACAAACUUUGCAACAAUGUUUAAAUGAAGGAAAUUGGCAUGGUGCAAAAUUAGCACUCAAAUUUUUUGCGGAAUUAACGAAUGCAAAUGUUAUUUUACCUAGAACUAUGUUAGACAUUUAUGAUGACUUGUUGACUACUCUUGAUGAACCACGUGUAAAAAUGUAUCGUGCAGAAACAAUUGUUCGCAUAGUUUUAUCUACAUUACCUUAUGUAGGAAUGCAACUGCGUAAAAAAAGUCCUGUAGUAUUGGAUAGUAUGUUAUCUAAAAUUGAACGAUACAUUAGCGCGAGGUAUAGAAUUAUAUUAGAAAUUGAUGGAUCUACUGUCCUUUCAUCAGUCACUCCAUAUAUUGGUUCAAAUGUUCCGUAUGAUCAAGUGGAUAUUCAAAAUCUAAAGCAAAAUGAUUGGGUGUGUUCAAUACUUUUGAAACCAUGGGCAGAUUAUGAAGAUGUUUUAGAAAAAGCAGAACAACACGAAGUUGAUAAAUUCAUAGUUCGAGAACAUCCUCAAGAAAUAAAUAAUUCUUUACCAGUACCUUUAUUUCGAAUUUUUGUUGGAUCAGAUGAUGAGUCGAAUAUUGAUUUUCAUCAACCUUCAGAUAUAGCUUUCUUUCUUGUUAAUGAUAUUGUCGAAGAUAUUAUAGAUUCAUUCGAGAUAAAUCGCAAAGAAUGCUCAAAAUAUUUAAAAGAUCUUCCACAUAAUUUUGCAUCAAAAACUUUUGUGGAUACAGAUAUUAAUGAAUCUGAAACAAAAUCUGAUGAAAACGUUGAAUCUGAUUUAAAAGAAGAUUUAAAAGAAGAUAUAAAAGUGGAAUCAGAUAUGGAUACUCCUAGUUGGAAUAAAACAUCACCACCAAAUACAAAUAAUGUUAAUUCUGGUUUCAAACUUGAACAAAUUAUUGUUGAGAGGAUUUUUGCUCAGGUUUUUCGAUUACCUCAACCUAAAUAUAAACCUAUUUUUUAUCAUUCAUUGUUGAUUGAAAUAUGCAAAACCAUUGGAAUCCUUUUUGAUCGUAUUGAUAUUAUGGAUGUUGAAUGUUGCUAUCGAUUUUGGAAUUGGUUCGCUCAUCAUCUCAGCAAUUUUGGAUUCGUAUGGAAUUGGAAAGAUUGGGAAUAUGUUUUGCAGUUAGAUCCAUCACAUCCUAAAGUCUGUUUUAUACGAGAAACUUUAGAGAAGACAAUACGUUAUAGUUAUUAUGAUCGAAUAAGAACUUCAAUGCCUGAAGAGUUUUUAGCAAUAUUUCCGUCAUCCGAACCUUCUAUAAAUUUUCGUUACAAAGAUUCCCAACAUCCAUUGUAUAAUCUAUCCACAAAUUUAAUAAAUAAACUUCGCGCAAAGAGUCCUAAUAAUGAAAUAAAAUCUAUUUUGGAAGAAGUGGGUAAGAAUUUUCCGGAAAUGCCUCAGCUUGAACAAGAACAAACGAUACGUGAUUUGUUUAUACAAUGUGUUUUAAUGCUGGGUAGCAAAAGUUUCAGUCAUGUCUUGAAUGUUGUUGAAAGAUAUCUACCCAUUUUGCAAGCUUUGAAUGAAACACCCGAAGCGCGAUUACAUACGGUGAAAAUUGUUGCGGAAUUUUGGGUCAAUAAUACUCAGUUUUUGGGAAUUUUACUUGAUAAAUUGUUAAAUUACCGUGUUAUCGAUGCAUUCGCAGUAAUAUCUUGGCUUUUUAGUGAUGAAUUAGAAAAGGAUAUAUCAAAAUCAUAUGUAUGGGAAAUCACGAAAAAUACAAUUAAUAAAGUGAUAUCGCGUGUCAAACAAGUAACAAAUAAGUUGGAAACAAUAACAAACCCAGCGAUUGAGAGAGGUAACUUGGGUGUUGAUAUAACAUCUGAAGAGCACAAAAAAGUCAGCCCUGAUGAAAUACAGAACAUCGAAAAUACUUUGAAUAUGGUAACCAGAGAACAAAAAGAAGUACUAUCAAAAAUGAUUCAAAUGUUUGUUACCAUGCUUGACAAUAAAUUAAAGGAAUACAGUGUGAAGGAAAUCCAAGACCCAUUUUCUCAAUUAUGGUUUUGGUGGGCAUAUGGAUUCUUUAAAGAAAUUAGUCGAACGUAUCAACCACAAAUUUCAACAUUUAUGGUUACACUAAAGACUCUGGUGAUUUCACCAGGAAUCGAUGGCCGCAUUCUGAAUGUGAUCGAAAUGGUAAAUGCAUUUGAAAAUUUUAUUAAUGCUACUGUAGAAAAUGAUUUUUAA